UUCCUCUUUCCCAGUCAGAAUGCUUUGGCCAAGAUUCUCUCGUUCCACGCUCAUACAGGCCAACAAAAAUGCCAGGAGAAUCUCAUCCACCUCGAUUGCAAAUGAAAAGUUCAAAAUCCUCUUCCUCGGGCGCGAAGAGUUUUCGUGUAUCGUCCUGAGGGAGCUAUUCGCCGCACAAGAUGUUUGGACCUCGCUGGAUGUCGCCACCAAUCCUGAUGAACGUGUCGGACGACGGGGCUCGAGACUUUCCGUUUGUGAAUGCUGGGGGGAAUCUCUGGAGAUACCAGUACAUCUCAUUCCGCGUGAAAAAGUCGAGUUCAGACAUUGGACGCCACCAGCACCUUUUUCCGAGGGCGCGUUACCCAAUCAUCUGGUCAUUACAGCCUCCUUUGGCCGUAUCCUCUCUUCCCGCUUUCUGGAUCUAUUUGCUCCGACGAGGCGACUGAACGUUCACCCAUCCCUUCUCCCAAGAUACCGCGGACCGGCGCCUAUACAGCACGCGAUUUUGAAUUGCGACACUGAGACUGGUGUUUCUAUCAUCAGCAUGCUCAAGAGCAAGGAGGGUAUAGAUGCUGGUGACGUGUGGGGGUCCGAUAAGAUGGCUAUUGUGCCAAACGCGACGUACCGUGAUUUACAAGACUCGCUGGCCCUGCAAGGAGGCAAACUGUUGGUUCAAGUACUACGGGAUAUGAUAACAGGAACCGCAAAAGCAUUUCCGCAGCUUGGAGAAGCAUCCCAUGCACCGCUGAUUACGUACGACGACUCUCUUGUUGAUUUUACCACCAUGUCUGCUGAGUCCAUCGUACGAAAGCACCGAGCCAUCGGGCAUCAGCGUCCCAUCACUGUGUACGCGCUCGACGGAUGCACUAUCCAACUUGGAUCACUGUCGGUGGUGACUGACCCGCCCUCAUUCGUGCGGGACGAGCCUGGGGUGUCGGUUCUUUACAAGUCCAAAAGCACGGUACUGGUUCGUUGUGUAGAUGGGUCAGUCCUGUCUAUCCCGCAGAUGAAACCUGAGGCGAGCCAUUGGGGAACAGGCAAGGAUUGGUGGAAUGGGGUCAAAAGCAUGAAUUUUGUCAAGGACGGCACGUAUAGGUUCAUAAAUAGGCGCUACGUGGAGUAGGCGCACUCACUAAUUUCAUCUGGAUAUCUAACAUUUGGAAAUGUCAGCUCUUAGCCUAGUGCUGUUCUUGAACAAAGAUUCGGCUGUGUGGUGAAACGUCUCAAUCUUCCCCUGUCUUCCUUGGACCACUACGAGCACUGUCAGUUUCUUCUCCUGGCAUGGCGGUGUUCAUGAUGUUAUAGCAGUAAUAUGCGCAAGA
Messenger RNA from Desarmillaria tabescens, 1322 nucleotides. Its product is annotated as formyl transferase. NCBI's taxonomy places the organism in Eukaryota, Fungi, Basidiomycota, Agaricomycetes, Agaricales, Physalacriaceae. The transcript is spliced from 7 exons. The record is from RefSeq and is a predicted model, not a curated record. Gene Ontology annotation, biological process: conversion of methionyl-tRNA to N-formyl-methionyl-tRNA; biosynthetic process. Gene Ontology annotation, cellular component: mitochondrion. The coding region runs from base 20 to 1123 and encodes 367 amino acids. Gene Ontology annotation, molecular function: methionyl-tRNA formyltransferase activity.